Messenger RNA from Puntigrus tetrazona (Sumatra barb), 4626 nucleotides. It is a transcript of the gene tbx3a, whose product is annotated as T-box transcription factor 3a. Gene Ontology annotation, biological process: central nervous system development; cell fate specification; positive regulation of DNA-templated transcription. The record is from RefSeq and is a predicted model, not a curated record. Gene Ontology annotation, cellular component: nucleus. Lineage: Eukaryota; Metazoa; Chordata; Actinopteri; Cypriniformes; Cyprinidae. Gene Ontology annotation, molecular function: DNA-binding transcription factor activity, RNA polymerase II-specific; RNA polymerase II cis-regulatory region sequence-specific DNA binding. Bases 1383 to 3431 code for a protein of 682 amino acids. The transcript is spliced from 7 exons.
AUGUUAAACCGGUUCCGUGCUCUGCUCACUAGAUAACCGAGUCGGUGUUUAGACCCUCUGUUGUUUACGGUGUUUCUCCAGGGUUCUUCGGCUCAGACUCAAACAGGACAGAUCAGUGAGCUGCACUUAUCACCUGAGACCUGUCUGCGGCGUGUCGAAAGAGAACAUUGAGCAAGACGCUGAUAAUUGAGUCCUUCUUAAGAAACGCUGAUUUAUUUGUUUUCCCGCCGAGGACGCGUUCGUGUUUACAACGAGACGCACGUGCCACUGAUUUAGUUCCCGAGCGGUACAGUGACAGUCACAUCAGGGAAGUAGUUGUGUAAUUGAAUCGAAUCUCGAGAUGGAGGGGGAGUGUGUGUACAAAAAGGGUUUAUAAAGAUAUUCAAUGUUUAAGCUGCUGCACAUUUUAAUUCAGUCUCGACGCGCGCGGCACUUUACGGUUAAACGUGCGCCGUCCAUCUGAACCCCAAGCUUUGAAAUAAUAGAACGAAAGCUGCACGCUUCACUACGACACGCUUUCCUUCCUGCGAGCUCCCGCGCGUCUCCUAACCAACACCACCAAUGCUUUCUGAACUUCAGGUAACGCACUCCGGUGUACCGUGCGCGAAAAGAGGCCGACAGUGACGCUGCGUGCAGGAGACGAGGAAGCUCAGCCUCUCCGGGUCCCGCAGACCGACAGAUGCGUGUCCUAAUGAUGUUGGCAUAUUCACACGACAGCGAGCGAUCCAGCGCUGCUUGGCGGCAGCGAGCGACUUCUCCGACACCUUUUUAUAAGUCUGAAGUCUUUCCCCUCCACCCGACCUGUUAAAACCACGCCUACGGAGCGACACAAUUGGUCCGAAAGCGUCAAAGAGCCAAUCAACAGCGGGCUGCUGCUCAAAACACGCAACACAUCCGCGCCGCAGAAGCCUAUGGAGUUCAGAAGCGCUGGGAAUAUCUCCGUGCUGGACCCUCGCGCUGAAAUGUGUGUGCGGGAGAGAAAGUGUGCGUGCGAGCGUGUGAAGGUGUAUACCUCCGACAAGUAAAGACAGAGGAAUUAUUCCGACGCAGCGAAAUAUUUCAACACAUCUCUUUGGCAGGACUCGGGACGAUCUCAUUAUCAGCGGAAUGUCUGUUUCGCAGACACCCCAAGGACCCGGACGCGCGCCGCGAGCUGACGCGCAGUGACUCGGUCGUUUCUUUUAUUUUGAUUUUGCCAAAAGACGAGCCGCGGCGAUUCAUGGAUGGCCGCUUCUCACUUUCUCUUUUAGACACUUUGCUGGAAUCCAGCUAAAGACGCAAUUAAAGAGACUCACGCGUCGCGGGGACGCCGGACUCGGUGGAGGACUUUCAGCCGAUCGCACGUCGAUUUAAGGAACACCGCGUCUGCUGGCUGGACCUGCAUGAGCUUCCCGAUGAGAGAUCCAGUUCUUCAAGGAUCCAGUAUGGCAUAUCACCCGUUUUUACCUCACCGGGGUCCGGAAUUUGCCAUGAGCGCAAUGCUGGGUCACCAGCCGCCCUUCUUCCCGGCCCUGGCUCUGCCGCCGAACGGCUCGCUGUCUCUGCCCGGGGCGCUGGGCAAACCGAUCAUGGAGCAGCUAAUGGGCGCCGCGGAGACCGGCCUUCACUUCUCCUCUCUGGGACACCAAGCCGCCGCCGCGCACCUCCGGCCCCUGAAGACCCUGGAGCCCGAGGAGGAGGUCGAAGACGACCCGAAAGUUCACCUCGAAGCCAAGGAACUCUGGGAGCUUUUCCACAAGCGCGGCACAGAGAUGGUCAUCACCAAAUCUGGAAGGAGAAUGUUCCCUCCGUUUAAAGUCAGAUGCACGGGUUUGGAUAAAAAGGCCAAAUAUAUUCUGUUGAUGGAUAUCGUUGCUGCUGAUGACUGCAGGUAUAAGUUUCAUAACUCUCGCUGGAUGGUGGCGGGAAAGGCUGACCCUGAAAUGCCCAAACGGAUGUACAUUCACCCCGACAGUCCGGCCACCGGCGAGCAGUGGAUGUCUAAAGUCGUCAAUUUUCACAAACUUAAACUGACAAAUAACAUCUCUGACAAGCACGGAUUUGUAAGUACGAUACUGAACUCCAUGCACAAAUACCAGCCCAGAUUUCACAUCGUGAGAGCCAACGACAUCCUGAAGCUCCCGUACAGCACGUUCAGGACCUACGUGUUCCCGGAGACGGACUUCAUCGCUGUCACUGCCUACCAGAACGACAAGAUAACUCAGCUGAAAAUCGAUCACAAUCCCUUUGCGAAAGGAUUCCGUGACACUGGAAAUGGGAGACGAGAGAAAAGAAAACAGCUGGCUCUGCAGUCCAUGCGUUCUUAUGAAGAGCAGCAGAAAAAAGAAAACGGAACGUCAGAUGAUUCUUCUGGAGAACAAGCGUCCUUCAAAUGCUUUCGACAGGCUUCGUCUCCUGCGGUCUCAACCGUGGGACAGAAUAACUUAAAAGAUUUUUGCGACAGCGAUGAAGAUAGCGAAGACGAAGACAAAGACGGAAACGUGAAAGAGGGGCCCGACUCGAGCAAAAUCUCCACCACGACCGAGGACUCCAAGGAGCACGACGCGACUUUAAGCAAAAGCCUGUUCGGGGAGAGGAGAACUGAAAAGAGCCGGGACCCCAGACAGAGUCCCAUCACCCUGAUCUCCAGCACCACCCGCUCCGGAGAGGAGCUCAAGAGCCCGGAUCAGAGCAAACCCGACGACAGCCGGACAGGGAGCAAAGAAAACUACAUGCCUUUGACUGUGCAAACAGACGGCGCUGCGCACUUAAAUCAAAACCACUUGCACAAUUUCGGAUUUCCGCCGGGUCUGGCCGGCCAGCAGUUUUUCAAUCACUUGGGUGGCGCCCAUCCGUUCCUCCUGCACCCCGGUCAGUUCAACAUGGGAGGCGCUUUCUCGAACAUGGCCGCGGGGAUGGGCCCGAUCCUGGCGGCCGUUUCCUCCGGAGGGGUCAGCUCGAUGGACGCGAGCAGCAUGCCGUCGCCCUCGCAAAGCCUGACGGGAGCUCCGCUGCCCUUCCACCUUCAGCAGCACGUCCUGGCGUCUCAGGGUCUGGCCAUGUCCCCGUUCGGAGGGCUCUUCCCGUACCCGUACACGUACAUGGCCGCCGCCGCAGCCGCUUCAUCCGCCGCCUCCUCAUCGGUUCACCGCCAUCCGUUUCUGAACGCGGUGCGGCCCCGGUUACGGUACAGCCCUUACUCUUUACCGAGCGUCCCCGACAGCACUUUGCUCACGACGGCCGUCCCGUCCAUGACGAGCGGCGCCGUGGAUCUGAAGGGAGACGCCUCGGCGGCUAUGGACUCCGAGAUGACCGGCCGCUCGUCCGGUUCGGUGUCGCUGUCUCCUAAACCGUGCUCCGAGAAGGACUCCAGCAGCGAGUUACAGAGCAUCCAGCGCCUGGUCAGCGGCCUCGAGUCCAAGCCGGACCGGGCGCGCAGCGUGUCUCCGUAGACCCCGGUUUACAGCACGGACCCGACCGGAGGAACGAUCAGACUCGAAAUGCACUUUGGUAAAAAACAAACAAACAAAAAAAAAAAAUCAGCGCGUAGAUGUAUGUUGUUCUUUUGUUAAAUUAAAACAGUGAUUUUUUUCCCCCCUACUAUGAAUACCAGAGAAGUAUUGAAGAGUUCGGCGAUGAUGUGAAUAAAGCUGCUGCUGCUCUUUUUGUUCUUCUUCAGGUGACAGUCAUUUAAUUUAAAACGCGCUCCGAAUCGGUUCUUGCUUUAUUUGAAAACGUAUAAAUGAUUGAGUUGGUGUCCGGAGGAGCACUGCAUGUCGAAGAUUAGACUUGAUCCAGACUGCUUCUGUUUCUUCUUUUAAGUUAAUGCUUUCUUCUGUAGACUCUAAGAUUCACCAACAGUACAAUCUAAACUGCAGAUGUUUGCAAUGUGACGGAGAAAACACUUUCUUUAUAUAUAUAUAUAUAUAUAUAUAUAUAUAUAUAUAUAUAUAUAUAUAUAUAUAUAUAUAUAUAUAUAUAUAUAUAUAUAUAUAUGGUUGUCGACGUUCUUAUGGUGUGGCAUAAAAAGAAAAGAAAGAAAGAAAGAUAAACCUUCAAUAUUAAAGCUCUCUCGUGUUAUUUCUAUCUCUAAAAUGAAGAUACUCUUUUUUUUUUUUUCUCAUGUAUUUUGUGUUUUUCACAUCAUCCACACCACGGUUCGGGUUUAAUUCGUCAGCUGCCCACAUCUCUGGGGUUUUUUCUAUUUAUAUUUAUGAAUAUGAGAAAUGAGGAAAGACACAGACCACUGAUUAGUCGAUGAACAGACGCGGUACUAAAAGAUACUUAUAAAACACAGCUUGGAGAUGAACCGGGAAGGAUCAUAUGGUUAGAAUAAAUACUAAUGUAAAUAACGAUAUAUAUAUAUAUAUAACAUAUUUAUGUAAUUAUUUCAUAUGAAUAUUGCUUGUAAAUACAACCGAGGUUGUUUGUUUGUUUAUUUGUUUGUUUGUUUGUUUGAGGGAGCUUCACUUAAUUUAUUCUUGACGUGUGUGAAAUAGUUUGUGAGCCUUUCCUUGUUCCUCGCGUCUCCUCCGCGUCUGUAACUGAUCUAGUUUCUCUAGCAGACAACAAUCAUGUGCCAUCGUUUUCAUCAACUGUUGUGUGUUUAAGUGCUUUGGUUCAAACUAAUUAAAAACGAUAACACAA